AUGGACAGCACUUCUCAUAGUUCUGGCGCUGAUCUCGAUUAUGCUGGUUUCAACGUGGAUACCGGACUCAGCAAAGACCCAAUCGCCGCUAGCCGCACCCUAUCCGACCGUUAUAGAACAAAUGGGGACACGGCUAUUCUUGCAAAGGCCAUACGAAUCAUGAGAGAUGCAAUCUCUUUGGGACCCCUCAACAUUCGCUUUGUCGUGCAACUCUGUGUCUAUCUCUUGACACGCUACAAUCACUUCGGAGCAACCGAGGAUAGAGAAGAGAGUAUAGCUUUGCUUCGUCACAUCAUCAAGAUGCAAUCUGAGCGUCACGAGGACCCCAACUCGAUGGUGCUGAUCAAUCUUGGAAGUGCGCUGCAGGAACGUUACGGGCGUACUGGCGAACUCGAAGAUCUUGACGAGGCGAUCGUGGUGAAAAGACGCGUAGUCAAACUUACCUCCGACGAACACCCCCUCAAAGUGGCGUGUCUGACCAGCCUCGGCAAUGCACUACUAGCCCGUUUCGAACGCGUCGGGCAACUGGGGGAUAUCGAGGAGGCGAUUCUGACGAACCGCCGCGCCAACGACCUUACACCCGAUAAACAUCCCGACAAAUCGGCUCGGCUGAGCCAUCUCUCCGUCGCUCUUCGAGCGCGCUUCCAGCGCGUUGGCGAGCUGCACGAUCUUACCCAGUCGAUAUCACUGCAACGCCGCGCCGUCGACCUCACGCCCGACGGGCAUCAUAACAAGCCAGCUCUCCUGAGCAACCUUGGUCGCGCACUACAGGCUCGCUUCGAGCGCGUCGGCGAGCUCGAAGAUCUUGAAGAGGCGAUAUCCUUAAAUCGUCGUGCCAAUGGGCUCAUACCGGACGAGCAUUCCGAUAAAGUGAUCUGGAUGAAUACUCUCUCGGUCUCGCUUCAAGUACGUUUCGAGCGCAUUGGGGAGCUCGAGGAUCUCGAGGAAGCGAUCGUGAUAGGACGCCGCGCCGUCGAGACCACGCCCGAUAGUGACCGCCAUCGUAAGCCGGCCUUGCUCAGUACUCUCAGUAGCGCACUGCAAGCUCGUUGCAAGCGCGUCGGCGAAUUGGAUGACGCGGAAGAGGCAAUAGCCUCUGGGCGUCAUGCCGUCGAGCUUACUCCAGACGGACAUCCUCAGAUGGAGGCUCGAUUGAAUAACCUCGGCAUCGCACUUCGCGGCCGGUACGAACGCGUGGGAAAGCUUGAGGACCUCGAGGAGGCGAUCUCGAGGUUACGCUUGGCGAUUGAUAUCGCGGGUGAUGGGCACCCGUACAAGCUGGGCCUUUCGUUGAGCAACCUUGCUGCCAAUCUGCAGGCUCGGUUUGAGCGAGUUGGCGAGACUCGGGAUGUCGAGGAGGCAAUCUCAGUGGGGCGGCUAGCUGUCGAUGUCACGCCUGAUGGGCAUCCUGACAAGGCGGCUCAAUUGAACAAUCUAUCCAUCUCCCUACAGGCACGCUUUGGUCGUUUUGGCGACUUCAAGGAUCUCGAGGAGGCUAUUUCAGUGCAACGCUCCGCUGUUAAGUUUACGCCCGAUGGAUACCCCGGCAAGCCGCGAUGGCUUGCUAAUCUCGGUACCGCGCUCGAUACUCGUUUCAAGCACGUGGGAAGGCUCGAGGACAUCGAGGAGGUGAUCUCAGUGGGACGUCGCGUCGUCGAGCUUAUACCCGAUGGGCACCCCGAGAAGCCGGCUCACUUGAACAAUCUCGGCACUGCGCUGUAUGCCCGCUUUAUGCGUACAGGGGAACUCGAAGAUCUUGAGAAAGCCAUAGCGACUGAACGCUACACCAUCGAUCAUACAACUGAUGAGCACCCUCUCAAGCUAGCAACUUGGCUGACCAACCUGGGUGCUUCUUUACAAGCUCGCUUUGACCUCGUCGAUGAGCUCCGGGACCUUGAAGAUGCGAUCACAACUCAACGGCGUGCCGUUGAGUUGACGCCCGAUGGUCAUCCCCACAAGGCGAUUCGUAUGGACAACCUCGGUGUUGCACUGAGGAGCCGAUUCGAACGUGCUGGCGAGCUCGAAGAUCUAGAGGCUGCUCUAUCAAUGCACCGUCACGCCCUCGAGAUAAUGCCUGAUGAGCACCCUGAUAAAAUGGCCCUGCUGAACAACCUAUCCAUCUCCUUACGAGCUCGAUUUGAGCUUCUUGGCGAUCUUGACGACCUUAAUGAUGCGAUAUAUGAGAGCCGCCGUGCUGUCGAGCUCACGCCCGAUCAACAUCCCGAUAAAUCGUACAGGUUAAAUAACCUCGGCGUUGCUCAACAGAGGCUCUUUGCGCAGAGUCCCUCUCCAGCUUCUUUCGACGAGGCAUGCGCCUGCUUCAUGAGUGCGACGACUUUGCCGUCGGGUUCUCCAUAUACCCGUUUGGAGUCAGCCUUGCGCUGGGUCAUGUUAUCAACUCAGCAUCCUGACUUCGCGAGUACGACUUCUCUCUUGGACGCCCAUUCACAUGUCAUGCGCAUCCUUCACGAAGUCGUAUGGCUGGGUCACAGUCUCGAUCGCCGUUACGAAGAAUCUUCCCUGUUGGCUCAGGUCGUAUACGACGCAGUGUCGGCUGCUAUUGAAUACGAUGCGCUCCCACGAGCUAUAGAGUGA
This is a messenger RNA of Peniophora sp. CBMAI 1063, 2595 nucleotides long. The record is from the annotation of a GenBank genome assembly. Lineage: Eukaryota; Fungi; Basidiomycota; Agaricomycetes; Russulales; Peniophoraceae.